AUGGUGCCAAUAUUCUCAUUCCUCCUCCUGUUUGAUUCUUCUGUUUCUUGCCAAAGAUAUUCUUCCAUUCAAAUUCUCAUAUUUUCUCUUCAUAAGAACUACACAUUCUUUCAUAGCAACUCUCCUUGCAUUGGUUCCUUCCUGUUUCAUUUUUCCAACCUUUCAGCUACACUUUCUCUCAUAGCAACUCUUCUUGCAUUGGUUCCUUCCUGUUUCAUUUUUCCAACCUUUCAGCUACAAUUUUUUCUCAUAGCAACUCUCCUUGCAUUGCAACUCUCCUUGCAUUGGUUCCUUCCUGUUUCAUUUUUCCAACCUUUCAGCUACACCUUCUCUCAUAGCAACUCUUAUUGCAUUGGUUCCUUCCUCAGUUUCAUUUUGAAUCUUUUCACCUACACCUUCUCUCAUAGCAACUCUCCUUGCAUUGGUUCCUUCCUCAGUUUCAUUCUGAAUCUUUUCACCUACACCUUCUCUCAUAGCAACUCUCCUUGCAUUGGUUCCUUCCUGUUUCAUUUUUCCAACCUUUCAGCUACACCUUCUCUCAUAGCAACUCUCCUUGCAUUGGUUCCUUCCUCACAACUCUCCUUGCAUUGGUUCCUUCCUGUUUCAUUUUUCCAACCUUUCAGCUACACCUUCUCUCAUAGCAACUCUUAUAGCAUUGGUUCCUUCCUCAGUUUCAUUUUGAAUCUUUUCACCUACACCUUCUCUCAUAGCAACUCUUCUUGCAUUGGUUCCUUCCUCAGUUUCAUUUUGAAUCUUUUCACCUACACCUUCUCUCAUAGCAACUCUCCAUGCAUUGGUUCCUUCCUGUUUCAUUUUUCCAACCUUUCAGCUACACCUUCUCUCAUAGCAACUCUUAUUGCAUUGGUUCCUUCCUCUGUUUCAUUUUGA
Acanthosepion pharaonis is the source of this 888-nucleotide messenger RNA. Lineage: Eukaryota; Metazoa; Mollusca; Cephalopoda; Sepiida; Sepiidae. The record is from the annotation of a GenBank genome assembly.